Molecule: messenger RNA, 337 nt
Organism: Ilex paraguariensis (yerba mate)
Lineage: Eukaryota; Viridiplantae; Streptophyta; Magnoliopsida; Aquifoliales; Aquifoliaceae
Source: the annotation of a GenBank genome assembly
AUGGAACUACAAUAUGUUUCUCUGGGACUACAUUCGUGCAUUUUAGUGUUGAUGUUAUCUGGCUUUGCAAACUCAGACAUAGCCAAGGACAGAGAAGAAUGUGCAAACCAAUUAGUGGCGCUGGCCACUUGUCUUCCUUACGUUGGUGGUGAUUCCAAAGCCCCAACCCCAGAUUGCUGCACUGGCCUCCAACAAGUCUUGCAGAAGAGCAAGAAAUGUCUCUGCAUCUUGGUCAAGGACCGAAAUGAUCCUAGCCUUGGCCUUAAGAUCAAUGCUACUCGUGCUUUAAGUCUUCCUGAUCAGUGUCAUGCUCCAGCUAACAUAUCCGGCUGCCCUG